Messenger RNA from Fusarium tjaetaba, 468 nucleotides. Its product is annotated as fungal hydrophobin. Bases 1 to 468 code for a protein of 155 amino acids. Gene Ontology annotation, molecular function: structural constituent of cell wall. The record is from RefSeq and is a predicted model, not a curated record. Gene Ontology annotation, cellular component: fungal-type cell wall. The transcript is spliced from 3 exons. Lineage: Eukaryota; Fungi; Ascomycota; Sordariomycetes; Hypocreales; Nectriaceae.
AUGCGAUUUUGCGCGUUGGUGUUGACCAUCUUUCUUGGUGCUGCUUCAGCGGGUCCUUGCCGACCCUCUAGCGCCGAGAGCAGUUCUGAACUUAUUAGUGUGACGACAAUCGAAUCGCUCUCCUCAACUUUCGCAGCGACUGUGUUAACUGACGCGACAACGACUGCUAUCACAUCUAUCGUCGAGACUACGACAGAAUCAAGCGCGGCUGCUACCACUACUACUGCUGCUAGCACGUGCAAUGCACCAGCAGCCCUGACAUGCUGCCAGACUGUUGGAACCUCAAGUAACCCCGUGAUCAGCCUUCUUCUGGGGUUGCUUGGUAUUGUGGUUCAAGAUCCCAACACUGUCCUCGGAGCAACAUGCUCAUCUAUUACUGAUCCCGCGGCUUGUCAACAAGGCACAGCAGUUUGCUGUAAUGAUAACAGCCAUGGCGGCCUUAUUUCUAUCGGUUGUUCGCGAGUUUAG